Molecule: messenger RNA, 285 nt
Organism: Hypomesus transpacificus
Lineage: Eukaryota; Metazoa; Chordata; Actinopteri; Osmeriformes; Osmeridae
Gene: gnrh3
Product: gonadotropin-releasing hormone 3
Exons: 4
Coding region: 13-285 (90 amino acids)
Biological process (GO): multicellular organism development
Cellular component (GO): extracellular region
Molecular function (GO): hormone activity
Source: RefSeq, a predicted model, not a curated record
CACAGAGCUCACAUGGAUCUUAGCAGCAGAACGGUGGUGAAUCUGGUGGUGUUGGCGCUGGUAGCUCAGGUAACUGUGUCCCAGCACUGGUCCUACGGGUGGCUACCAGGGGGUAAGAGGAGUGUUGGAGAGCUGGAGGCUACUAUUAGGAUGAUGGGUACAGGCGGUGUAAUGUCUGUUCCUGAGGAGACAAGUCUCAAUGCACUGGAGAGGCUGAAUCCAUAUGAUGUCCUUAAUGAUGAAUCAAAUCGUUUCAAAACAAAGAAGCAUCAGCCAAACAAUUGA